Messenger RNA from Poecilia latipinna (sailfin molly), 1928 nucleotides. Its product is annotated as fibrinogen C domain-containing protein 1-like. Lineage: Eukaryota; Metazoa; Chordata; Actinopteri; Cyprinodontiformes; Poeciliidae. The transcript has 5 exons. The coding region runs from base 973 to 1920 and encodes 315 amino acids. The record is from RefSeq and is a predicted model, not a curated record.
UUAAUCGCUGUCCGUGGUGGUCAGUUUACACUUUACGCAUAGAUUCCUCAUGAUCUUGCUGCUGCGGUGGAAUAGGAGGGUCCACGGUGCGGAUCGGUGCGGUGUGGAGUGGAAGAGAAGGCGGUGAGUCAGUGGUACAGCAAUCGAGGGCAGGGCGGUACAAGGGAAGAAGACGCAGCCUUGGAGCGCGCCGCGCAUACGGAAGGGAGCCGCUAACUGACAGCCGGAGAGGAACGGAGCGCCCCGCUCGGCUCACUGGCGGAGAGGAGCACUCUAAUCUCCCCUCCUCACACCCGUCUUGUCAAAGGCUUCUCUGUGAUCCAACUGGCGCAAAUGGGCUACGGGAGGCUCUAUCCACCAGCGGGUUUGGCAUAAAACCUUUUCCGACGCGUAAACAAGUAGGAGAAGGGGGGGAGGGAAGAGGACACAGCUGCUUUACGACUUCAUCCAAAUUCACUUAAAAUAAACGCACUCCAACUUGGUCAACCUUAACUCUCUUCUUACGAAGUGGACGGACAAAACAUAUAUAUAUAUAUAUUUUUUUUUUUGGAGUAGAGAAAAAAAAAGAUACUGUGCUCCUACUCUUGGGAUCAUUUGUAGGUUUCUUGGUUUAUUUUCUUCGCAAUCUUGAUGCAUAUGGGAAGCAAGUGAAAGGAAAAAAAAAUGACUGCAGCCUUCAAAUAAAACACGUGUGUUACCCUACUGAGAUGGAAUUAUGAACGGACGCUGAGGAAACUCCGGGGAGGAAUUUAAAUCUCAUUUUGGUGCGCAAUUUGCGGCUGAAGAACUUACAAUCCUUAUUUUCUUCAUUUUUUCCCCCCCUUUUUCCCAUGGAGUAGGCUUGAAUACCAGGUAUUGACUUUGACAGGUACAUAUUAAUGUGAAAGAAAAAAUAAUAAUAAAAUAAAGUGGGUUUAUUCUCUGACGCCCGGAAAGAAGAAAGACGGAUCUGAUGCGCACCUUCUCCGUGGGAUGGUAAAUGACCGAUGGGGAAUCAUGAAUAGCUCUUCUGAACUCGAAGAUGGAACUCGGCAUAAAAACCAGACGUUCUGUGAAUGUGUGCCCAGCUCCUCUCAACUCAAACAUCGCUGGUCAGACUCAGAAACCGCCAGGGAGACUCCGGCCAAGAGGAUGAGCUGCAGCUACCUGCUCUGCACCAUCCUGCUCUUCGUGGCCGUGCUGUUGGCCGUCACCGUAACCGGCACCAUCCUUUUCAUGAACCACUACCAGGCCCCGCCCAUGUCUGACGGCCUACCCCACAUUUCCACCAAUCAGGAUGAAGCAAACGCGCUGGUCACCGUGGAGAGGGGCGACGGCUCUCGUAUCAACAUCUUCAUCGACCCCAACUGUCCCGACUAUAACAGCAACUUCAUGAGGCUGGAGGGUGUGCAGACCUCACUGCUCCACUCGCUGACUGACCACGACUCUGACCUGAAGUCGGUCAAAGGUCAGGACAGGGCCCUGCUGGUCAGUCUGGCCGAGGAGGUGGCCAAGCUGUCAGCCCAUGCGGGACAGCUGAAGAUGGACUACGAGUCUCUGCGCCGGGGGCAGAGCAGCCUUGGUCAGGACCUGAAUACGCUACAGACAGAACAAGGACGCCUCAUACAGCUGCUGUCGGACAGCCAGAUCAACAUGGUGAAGGUGGUGAACUCCGUCAGCGAUGCGCUCAAUGCCAUGCAGAAGGAAAACGUGGGACUGAAGGCUCGGGUCAAGGCGGAUCUACAAAGAGCGCCGGUUCGAGGCGCUCGACUCAAGGGCUGUUCCAAUGGCUCUCGCCCCCGCGACUGCGGCGAUCUGUACGCCAGUGGUCAGAGAGAGGACGGCAUCUACUCCGUGUUUCCCGUUCACCACCCUACGGGCUUCCAGGUCUACUGCGACAUGACCACGGACGGAGGAGGCUGGACGGUGAGUCAGACCUGAUCCGGAGA